Amphibalanus amphitrite is the source of this 2024-nucleotide messenger RNA. Its product is annotated as leukocyte elastase inhibitor-like. The transcript has a single exon. The coding region runs from base 147 to 1433 and encodes 428 amino acids. Lineage: Eukaryota; Metazoa; Arthropoda; Thecostraca; Balanomorpha; Balanidae. Gene Ontology annotation, molecular function: serine-type endopeptidase inhibitor activity. The record is from RefSeq and is a predicted model, not a curated record.
CGGCCCGGCGCCAGUCUCGCGCGCCAGUGACCUCUGCGCCGCGCGCCAGCCAGCAGUGCCGGCCAGUGUUCGUAGACGAUUUCUGCUUCUGGGUGUGUAAAACUGUGAGCUGCGACGUCUGGUGCAUACUUGCGCUUGUUUCGAAGAUGCAGAUCCUGCUCUGUGGACUGCUGUUGUUGGCCGCUGUGGCCGGAGGUCAGGCGCAGUGCAUGACCAGAGAUGACACCGCCAUCAACGUCACUAACAACCAAGUUGUCUACAUCAGUAGUUCCCACGACUUCGCAGUGCGGCUGUUUCAAAAGCUGCACCCGGAGUGCCAGGGUCGCAACCUCUUCUUUUCUCCGUACUCGAUCUGGAGUGCGCUGACGCUGGCGUUCUUCGGCGCGGAAGGCGACACCCACUCUGAGAUGGCGCAGGCGAUGGGUCUCUCCGGCCUGAACAAGGUGGACGUCAUGCGCGCCUUCCGCUUCAUACUGUUCUGGCAGAAUGUGGAGCUGUCCGACAAGAUUGACGACGCCGGUAAAAACGAGCUUCGUGUGGCAAACCGGCUCUUCUUCGACCGCCGGCAGAAGGUGAAGCUGUGCAUGAAGGAGCUCUUCCACAACGAGAUCGAGAUGGUUGACUUCCGGAAGGCCAGCGAGGAGGCGCGGCAAACCAUCAACGCCUGGGUGGAGGAGCAGACGGCCAACUGCAUCAAGGAGCUGGUGCCACCCGGGUACGUGGAUUCUAACUCGCGGAUGGUCCUGGUGAACGCUGCCUACUUCAAGGGCACCUGGGUGUCGCAGUUCCGUCCGAACGAAACCCAGCUGGCGCCGUUCCACUCCUCCAAAGAGGACGUCUCCAUGGUGAGCAUGAUGCAGCAGGAAGGCACGUUCAACUGCGGUCCUUCGGAGCCGCUGCAGGCACAGGUGCUGGAACUGCCGUACCUGGGCCACCAGAUCAGUAUGUAUAUCCUGCUGCCGUUUGCAGACAGUUCACUGGAUGUCACUAUCUCCAGGCUGACUCCGAAGAUCCUGCGCGGCGCCUUCGAGUUCAUCAGCCCUGGUGAAGUGAACAUCCACAUCCCAAAGUUCCGCGUCGAGGAGGACUACGAACUGAGCAGCGUGCUCAGUGACCUCGGCUUCGAGCGGCUCUUCAAUGGGUCCACCGCCGACCUGAGCGGCUUCUCCAAGUCCGGAAACAUGGCGCUGGGCAACGCGCUGCACAAGGCCUUCGUGGAGAUCAGUGAGGAGGGCACCGAGGCUGCAGCGGCCACGGCGCUUCUGGACAACCGGUCCGGCCACCCUUCGCGGGUGGAACAGUUCAUCUGCGACAGGCCCUUCAUGUACGUCAUAUACUACAAGCCGACACACACCAUGCUCUUCAUGGGCACCUACGAGCACCCGGACGUCGAGGCAAAAGAGUCCGGGGAGUCGGAAGAGGGUGACUUCUAAGCGGAGGCUGACUCGGUGACGACUGACGGGGGAGCUUGAGGGCCGUGCUGUCGAGUAUUUGUUGUUGCCCAUAAGCAAGUGAAGUUCGUGAGAGACAGGAAUACAAUUCAACAUUCAGAAGGCCAAAAAGGUUUCUAUCAGUUCACUGCACGAGUGUCUGGAUCGGCAUCCAAUCAUCAAUGUGAGACGAACCGCUUCCCGUUUUGUAGUUCUCUCGGUGACAUAACAGUGGUGCUAGCAACGGAAAUGUCUUAAAUUCUGCAGUUGCACAGAUGAGACGAGAAAAGAGGGGAGAGAGAAAGAGGGGCGAGAGAGAGAGAGAGAGAGAGAGAGAGAGAGAGAGAGAGAGAGAGAGAGAGAGACCUUCUGGUGUGCGGGUAUGACUAGGGAUGCAUCCGGCACCUCGUCUGUUAGCAACGGUACCUUCCUCAUGUGGUCCCUGUUGAAUGUCGGUUGACAAUAUGACCGACUGAACGUGUCACCCAAGCGCGUCUACCUUGUGAUGUUUCAUGAGGUACAGAGUCUUCUUGCACAGUGGUGCAGGUGCGUCAACCCUGUCGUAUGCACAUCAAAUGUACUGCCGUUGGUUUC